GUCAGAUGAAGAACACAAAAAGCUGCUUUGAGCAAGGCCAGACUUGACAGAUUUGAACUUCUCAGUCUUUGAAGUGAUGGUCACUUGUUGAGUUUCACCUACUGCUUCACUGCAUCACUUCGGCUCAACUGUGCCCUGUCCACAUGCAGCACAUGCAGAGGAUAGGCCCAGCUACAAGGCUGCAAACAUAAUUGGGAAGAUGUUUGCUUUGGUAAGGGGUCUCCUGCUGCUCCACUGUCUCCCAGGAACAAUGCAAUCACAUAACUUUGUCUGGUGCGCCUAUUUUGAUAUUGGCUGUCUGGAAAUAGAAUUAUCCCGAGGGACAACACAACCUCUGUAAUUAACCCUAGUUAAAUAAUGGCAAGAUCAGCAGAACUGCAGUUGGGGAAAGUUGCAAAACACAGUGGAAACCAUCUUCCCAUACUAAUGUGUAUAGCUCCGUUGUGUCAUACAGUUGACUUGAAGCUUGUGCUUUGAAGACAGUGGGUCUGGGUUAGUUAUACAGGCUGCUGUGAGUCUUUGAUGGAGCUUUAAGAAUUAUUCAUCCAAAUUCUGCUUGCCCAUGUAUGUCUAGCUCAACAGUUUUGUGCCUCAGUGAGGAAUUAUAACUGGUAUUAAUUUCAAAACAGAUAGUGUUACUGAAGGAGUAGCAGUCUGUCUAGUUUAGCCACAUGUUGAGCAUGCAUACUCAUUUAAUGUUUGUGGCAUUGUGUGUGUGGGUGUUAGGCCUAUAACCCUGGUAUUGCUUUAAUGUUUGAAUAUUCCUUCUAGACACUUCACAAUCUAGUCUGGCUCCACAGAGUCAGUGUGUGUCUCUGUCUGCCAGAGCUAAUGACAAGACCAGACCGCCUCAGCCUGGAGAGGACGUGGACCACCAGGUCAAAGGAGCUGUUGCUCGGCCUGACAGCACUGGGUGUCCCACAGUUGAGCAUGAGCUAAAUUGACGGUUCGGUGGAGAAUGAGAAAGAAAGGAGAAUAAAAGGAAUGAAAGAUGGAGAGUGAGAGAUGGUGAGAGAACUGGGGAGGAGGAUGUAAUAUGGACGAAAAGAAGGGACAUGAGGUAUGAAGGCUCAACGGAGAAGGUGGGAAAAAAGAGUGAGGAGAGAAAGGAGAGAAACAAAUUAUAUUAGAGGCCACAAGGUAAAUAUUACAAAAGGUUGCUAGAAUGAAAAGGAAAUAAAUCUGUCAGGUAUUAAAUUAUUAUAUUACAGAUAGCGGGCAAUUUUGCAGUUCUUUUUAUGGUAGACAAAUCCACGUGCUGUUCCCAACACGCAAAUAAUCUGACUUUGGCAGGUGUUUGUAAUGCCACUGUAAUAAAGGUUUGAACUUCAUAACUAUUACUGGCAAGUAUUUUUUGUAAUGUAACUAUACACAACUACAAGGUGUUACCAGCAGCUGCAUGAACAGUGUGGCCUUUCAAUGUGAAGAUGAGGGUGUGUCAGAGAGGUGUGGAUUUAACUUUUGUUUCUGUAGACUGGUAUGUGAGAUUGUAUUGGAUUGCAAUACACUGUGAGGUGUUCCUGUUAUUUUGUCCACACUUCCUGAAGUGUUGUGGUUGUGACAUGUAUGACGUGCAAGUCAGUGACAAACCACAGCAGCCUGAAAGCUGCCUCAGCCCAAUGACCUCAGGUCCAAACUGUAGGGGACAUGAAGUCAAUCUAAGCAGACGGAAAGCGCCCUCUUGUGACUCAUUACAGAAAUUACAUUGUUCACAAAACAAUGUUGGGGUCUGUUUUCCAGUGGUGGAGGAAGUUCUCAGAUCCUUUACUUAAAUACUAAGUACUAAUAUCACAAUGUUUUAUUCUGUGCAAGUAAAAGUCUGGAAGUCAAAUUGAAAAUAUAUGAAUUGGUGGAUGGUCAUGUACAUCUUCAGGGUGCUCAUAGACAAUGUUUGUUUUCUUGGCUUUUUUUCCAUCCUUGUAUAUUUUGAAACACAUUCCAUAACAUAUAAGCCCUUGAAAAUACUUUGUAAACCAAUGCACUGCAACCAAAAGCUUCCAGAGGGAAUAGGAGAGGAGGGGCCCGUGUUAUGAAUGGCUUCGUUCUGCUGUCAAAUGGGCCGAUGUGGUCACUGGCUGGCCGUGCCGACUCGUCCUUCACCCUGAGCCAAGUUUCUCGCCAUGUACGCCUCUCUAUUGUGAGCGGGCAGCAGCUCCCUUUGCAGGGGGCACGGCUGCUGCUGAAAGGGACGUCCCAUACUGCGUGCUACUCUCAACAACAAGUUCCUGAGAAUAAGACCUCAAUCUUCUGCCUGCUGAGUAUUUUGGUCUGUGUUGUCCUGGUCCGGCUCUCUACUUUUUUUUGCACCAAAGUUACAGAAGAAUACUGCAUGUUUACCUGCCAAGAUGAGACUGACGUUUGAGACUCUGCCCAUCAAGGAGAACCCUUGUGCCUCUCUGUCUAGUGUCACUGUUGCUCUGUGUCUCCUCACCCUCCUCCUGAUGGCCCUCAGGGGCCGAAAGAGCCACCACCACUACUCCCCAAAAUAUCCCCCUCCUCCUGGCCCCACACCGUGGCCCCUUGUGGGCAAUCUGCUCCAGAUGGGAGACCAGUUUCAUCUUUCUCUAACCCGCUUGAGGCUCCAGUACGGCGAUGUUUUCAAGAUGCGCCUGGGCUCUUUGACUGUUGUUGUCCUGAGUGGAUACACCACCAUCAGACAGGCGCUGGUUCGGCAAGGAGAAGCUUUUGCUGGGCGACCUGACCUUUUCACCUUUUCUGCCGUAGCCAAUGGGACCAGUAUGACCUUCAGUGAGAAGUAUGGACCGGCCUGGAUGCUUCAUAAGAAGCUGUGUAAGAAUGCCCUCAGGUCUUUCUCCCAGGCUGAGCCCAGAGGCUCUGGUGCCACCUGCCUGCUGGAGGAGCAUGUCUGUGCUGAGGCAGCUGAGAUGGUGGAGGUGAUUCGGGAACAGGCUGCUGCUAAAGUGAACAUGAUGGGUAUAGAUCCGGUGAUGCCCCUGGUGACCUCAGUGGCAAAUGUUGUCUGUGCCCUCUGUUUUGGGAAAAGAUAUGACUACAAUGACAAGGAGUUCCUCACUAUUGUUCACAUCAACAACGAGGUCCUGAGGAUCUUUGCAGCAGGGAACUUGGCAGAUUUUUUCCCUGUGUUCCGCUACUUUCCGAGUCCAUCACUGAGGAAGAUGGUCCAGCACAUCCGCAGGAUGAACGGAUUCAUGGAGCGGAGCAUCAAGGAACACAUCAACACCUUUGAUAAGAACUGUAUCCGGGACAUUACAGAUGCUCUGAUUGCACUUUGUGAGGACAGAGAGGAAAAUAAGGAUACAUCUACGCUCUCCAACUCUCAGAUCAUUCACAGUGUCAUAGACAUCUUUGGAGCAGGGUUUGACACCAUCAUUGCUGGUUUACAGUGGAGCCUGUUGUACCUCAUCAAGCUCCCUGACAUCCAGGAGAGAAUACACCAGGAGAUAGACGAGCACAUUGGCACAGCCAGACUGCCCAGGUUUGCAGAUAAGCCCAAGAUGCCUUACACGGAGGCGUUCAUAUAUGAAGUGUUUCGUCAUGCUUCAUAUGUCCCUUUUACCAUUCCUCACUGUACCACGAGAAACAUCACCCUGAAUGGAUAUUUCAUUCCCAAAGAUACAUGUGUCUUCAUUAACCAGUAUCAAGUCAAUCAUGACAUUGAUCUUUGGGGUGACCCGGACACAUUUCGCCCUGAACGCUUCCUGGGUUCCUUGGGACUCCUCAACAAGGAGCUGACGGAGAAGGUUCUCAUCUUCGGCAUGGGGAAGAGACGCUGUCUUGGUGAUGGAUUUGCACGUUUGGAGAUGUUUGUCUUUCUCACCACGCUGCUCCACGGGCUGCGAAUCGAAAAUGUUCCAGGGCAGGAUCUGGAUCUCAGCACCGAUUUUGGUCUGACUAUGAAACCACGUCCAUACAGGAUUACCAUCUCCUCAAGGUUUUAGACCAUCAAAAAAUCCAAAUGAUGCUCCGUGUGGAUGUUUUGGAACAUCACAACACAAAUUAUUAUUAUCAUUAGCCACCAUAUUUGGCUAACCUUAAUAUUGCCACUGAGAUACAGUGCCUCUCAUUAUUGUUCACAGACUGGAGUUUCUGUUUUGGCAAAUGUGGUCAAGUAUACACAUGAACAACAAAAGGGAAAUAUACUGUAUGUUCAAAUGUGUUUUGAUUUAAAAAAAUAGCUAGAAAUAGCACUGAAUAUGAACUAGCUUCAUGUUUGUUCUGAUCACAAUAUUUAUGACAAUCGAGAGUCAUUCAAAGUGCUUCUGUGCCUGUAUUUCGAAAGGGUAGAGUCCCUCUGCCUUCCUGUCCCACCACAUUAAAAAUUAAACUAGCUUGAAAACAGCCCCUCAUUAAAAGCCUUUAUCUAAAGUUAUUAGUUACAGUUAAACACUGAGGGAGGGAGAGAGAGGGUUUUUCAGAUUGGUGAUCAGCGCUUCAGGCCUCAAACUGUGUUCACGCAGGGUUCAUCCUCACUCUCGUCGGCCCUCUUCUCCUUCUCCUCACUUCAACUUUUCUUUUAUCUCCUCCCCAUCAGUUAGAUUCCUUUCAUCUUCUCAUCCCCCAUCAUGUCCUUGCCUUGUUCCUGUCCUUAUCCCCCUUCCCUAGCUCCUCUUCCUCUUUUAUUGUAGCUUUGAGGCAAACACUGUUCCCAUCUCCAAAAGUCUCCUCCAGUGGCUCUCUUAGGAAUGACGCAAAAAUAUAUAUUAAGACAUACAAGUUCCACGUCUUUUUGAACAUCCUCCUCCUCACCCAUCAGUACUGUGACCUCCCACACACUCAGAUUAGAUACAGUCCCAGACAUCUUUGAGGGACAUAAAGUGAAGUGUGAAAUCAGGCAAUUUGUAAUUUUAUAAAAAUGUAAAGAAGCAUAGUAGUAUGCGUAUGAACAAAAAGUUGAAUUACUUAGGGGAACUUCAUCUUUAAAUGGAAAGUUUGAAAGUCAUGUUCAUGACAGUAUUAUCUCUUUUAAACUUCUGUCUAUCCAGGGAAUGUCUACUGAGGGCUGGUGAUCUUUUCCAUCAGAGUCCUACCUGUAAACUGCAUUUUGCAGACACUGUCUUCUAUUGUUGGUCAUUGAGUUGUUACACUUGAACAAUAGGAGGUUAUGUCUGUCCCAGGGAUUCAAACUGGCAACCUUGUGGCCAUAGUAUUUAACUAACCUCUAGGACACCCAGGAAUUAUAUUAAAGAGAGUAAAAUUUAAAGUCCCCUUCCACUCGAAAAUGUGUCUUGUUACUUCAGUUGGAUGUUCAGAAUGAUGACUGUGCUGAGUUUGACACUAGAAGGCUGUUUUCCCAUUCAAGUUUCUCUGUGCUCAUGUAAAAUCUCAGUUUAACAUGGACAUACGAGCAGGAUUUGUGACAUCACAACUAGUUUGGAAGCCAAUCAUGGUUCAAUAUGCAUCUUACACAAGUGUGAUGUUUAAAUCCUUGAACCCUCCAGCGCACAAACACUGAGAAUGGACUUUACAGUAAAGUAGGAGACAUCUUGUGUCCAGCAGUUAAACAUUUGAAAUGAACAGAACACUAUUUGCAUAUUCAGUUUGCCAUAUUUUGGAUUUUUCAGUGAGGUAGAAGGAGUAGAUGUCAUUUUAAAACAUGUCUAAAGGAGAUCUUUAAACAUUUUUGGUACCAACAUUUUGGUUGAUUUGUGAGUAAAAUCAGUUAUUAUUUCUGUGUUUACACCACUGCAGAGAAUACUAGUUCAGUGGUUGCUACAUUAAAGUAAAUAAAUAUUCACUUUAGUAGAAUGGACAUGUUUUUAGCCAUGCCAUGGCAAUGUUGGGGUGUAGGUCGGUCCACGUCUUUUGCCCAGACUAAAAUAACUCAACAACUAUUAAAUGGAUUGCCAUGAAAUUUUGUACAGACAUUCAUGGAAUGACUUUGGUGAUACUCUGACUUUUCUUCUAGCACCAUCAACAGGUUCACAUUUGUGGUUUUGAGUGAAAUGUCUCACUUUUGUCUCAACACCAAAAUUGUAAUCACUUUGGUGAUUCCUUGACUUUUCAUGUUGCGCCAUCAUCAGGUCAAAAUUUCACUUUCUUUGAUUUAUACCAACAAAACUAGUGACAUUCCCAUCAGCCUCAGCAGUACUUUGUGUUUAUUGCUAAUUAGCAAAUGUUAGCAUGGUAACAUGCUAAGCUAAGAUGAAGAUUAUAUCUGCUUAACUUGAGCAUGUUAGCAUUGUCAUUGUGAGAAUUUUUGCAUGCUGAUGUUAGCAUUUAGCUCAAAGUACAGCCUCACAGUACUGCUAGCAUGGCUGUACACUCUUAGUCUUGUUACACAAAUUUCUUGAAAGUUAUUUUGAAAUCCCUGGAAUUUUUUGCAUGCUAUCAUAACUGUCAGAUAUUCAUAGUUUUUUUCUUUCCUUUUAAAAAAUGAUUCUUUGUCUCUCACUUUGUUCUAGUCUAGUCUAGUAUGAUUUAAACUAUGGUCGUCAUUAAAGAAUAACAAAUCACAAGG
Molecule: messenger RNA, 6439 nt
Organism: Siniperca chuatsi (mandarin fish)
Lineage: Eukaryota; Metazoa; Chordata; Actinopteri; Centrarchiformes; Sinipercidae
Product: cytochrome P450 1A1
Exons: 8
Coding region: 2346-3920 (524 amino acids)
Biological process (GO): progesterone metabolic process; hormone biosynthetic process
Molecular function (GO): oxidoreductase activity, acting on paired donors, with incorporation or reduction of molecular oxygen, reduced flavin or flavoprotein as one donor, and incorporation of one atom of oxygen; iron ion binding; steroid 17-alpha-monooxygenase activity
Source: RefSeq, a predicted model, not a curated record